AUGGCUGAGCAGUUGAUAUGGCACGCGACGAACAAGAGUAAAGAUGGGAAAAUGCGUCAUCCUUCAGAUUCUUUGGCUUGGAAGCACAUAGACCAUAGGUUUCCCGCAUUUGCUUCAGAUUCGCGUAAUUUGCGUCUUGGGCUUGCUGCUGAUGGAUUCAAUCCGUUUGGCGAUCUUUCCGCAACCCACAGCUGUUGGCUGGUGAUGAUCGUGAUUUACAAUUUGCCUCCCCAUGCGUGUAUGCAAGCCAAAAACAUUAUUCUGAGCAUGCUGAUUCCAGGAAAAAAGCAACCCGGUAAGGACAUUGAUGUGUACUUGCAGCCAUUGAUUGAUGAUCUGAUUGAGUUGUGGGAAAACGGCGUGAAAGUGUAUGAUUCGUUUAGUAAAAAAAAAUUUAACUUGAAGGCUUUAUUGAUGUGGACAAUUAAUGAUUUCCUUGCACAUGGAAAUCUAUCUGGAUGUACAUAUAAAGGGAAGGAAGCCUGUCCUCUUUGUGGUGAUAAUACUCUUAGCGUCUGGUUGCCAUUUAGUCGUAAAACUGUAUACAUGAAUCAUAGGAGAUUUCUUCGUGAUAAUCAUCCUUUUCGGCAGAAAAAAGACAUGUUUAAUGGAGAAAUUGAGAGGAGAGAAAAACCACCUGUUAUGUCUAGUGCUGAGGUGUUUGAACGUCAGAGUAGUAUUCGGAAAAAGGAUGUUGUUUCUGAUGCGGCUAGAUUUGGUGCACCUGACGAGGAAACUGAGUUUCGGGUGUUUAACAAACGGUCGAUAUUCUUCGACCUGCCUUACUGGAAGGAUUUGUUACUACGGCAUAAUAUUGAUGUUAUGCAUACAGAAAAAAAUGUUUGUGAGAGCAUCAUUGGUACUAUUUUGAAUAUAAAGUUCAAAACAAAAGAUGGUUUGAAUUCCCGUAAUGAUCUGAAGAGUAUGGGAAUACGACCAGAAUUGCAUCCAGAAGUGAUAAAUGGCAAAACAAUUCUUCGAGCAGCACCAUACAUAUUAAGCCACAAGAAUAAGGUUAUACUUUAUAAUAGGAUGAGGAAUAUGAAGGUUCCAUAUAGGUAUAGUUUGGAUCUUAGGAAGCAUUUCUCGAAAGAUGGUUGCUUAGGUGUCCUUAAGGCUCAUGAUUACCAUGUUCUUAUGCAACAAAUAUUACCUGUAGCUUUGAGGGGAGUUUUACCUGAGGGGCCAACUCGAGAAGUGCGUUUAUGUGGACCUGUACAAUAUCGUUGGAUGUAUCCAUUUGAAAGGUAUAUAAAGACAUUCAAAGAAUAUGUUAAAAAUUACGCACUACCUGAAGCUUGUAUAGCAGAGUGUUAUCUUGGAAUGGAGUGUGUUAGGUGUUGGAUUCUCAAGGAUCAAGCAGCUGAAAUAAGAUAUAACCCAAGGCCUGAUAAAAACGAUGGUACCACACCGGCAGCACGUCCUCUUUCUAAAGGUGAACAAGUGUGUAUGGAUAGUGAAAAGCUAAAGAUUGCUCACAGAUAUGUGUUUUUUAAUACAGCAGAAAUUGAUCCAUAUUUGACAAUGCAUAUGGAUGAGUUAAAAUCUUCCGUUGGGAGGUCUGUUACCAAUGAAGACCAUCUCAUUUCCAUACAGUCAGAAACAUUCGCAGAUUGGUUUAAAAAAAAUGUUUAUAUGCAAAUGGAACAAGGCAUGUCAUUAUCAAACACGGUAGAGUGGUUGUCAAAAGGUCCUUUAGAAAACUGCGUGUCAUAUAAAGGCUUGCUUAUGAACGGGUCUAGGUGUCUUACGAAGGAUGUUCAAAGAGUCACACAAAACAGUGGUGUCUCAAUUGAAUCAAAAACUAUAGUUGCAGGACGAUCAGAAACCACUGGUUUCUAUGGUGUUUUAGAAGAAAUUCUGGUGUUGGACUACAUUACCCUUCAAGUUCCCAUAUUCAAAAGUGACUCGGCUCACACCUAUUUUGGUGUGAAGUUAGAGAAAGGAUUCACAUUAGUCAACUUAAAGCAGCAUAAGAACCAAUUUCGUAACGACCCGUUCAUUUUAGCAUCAUAA
Messenger RNA from Papaver somniferum (opium poppy), 2016 nucleotides. RefSeq lists its product as uncharacterized. The record is from RefSeq and is a predicted model, not a curated record. The transcript has 7 exons. The coding region runs from base 1 to 2016 and encodes 671 amino acids. NCBI's taxonomy places the organism in Eukaryota, Viridiplantae, Streptophyta, Magnoliopsida, Ranunculales, Papaveraceae.